Messenger RNA from Serendipita indica DSM 11827, 1548 nucleotides. Lineage: Eukaryota; Fungi; Basidiomycota; Agaricomycetes; Sebacinales; Serendipitaceae. The record is from the annotation of a GenBank genome assembly.
AUGGAAGUCGGUCCGUGGCGAAUGGACAGUACCGGCGAGCUGAGGGAAAUUGAGGGUGGCUGGGAAGAGUAUGCCAACAUCGUCUAUGUCGACCAGCCUGUAGGAACCGGCUUCUCAUAUGGCAGCACAGAUCGGUAUGCCACAGAACUAACAGAGUCGACUCCUCAAAUGAUCGAGUUUAUGCGCAACUUUUACAAAGUGUUUCCAGAACUGGCUGGCAUCGACACAUAUCUCGCGGGCGAGAGCUUUGCUGGCCAAUACAUCCCAUACAUUGCCGAUGCAAUGCUCAAAGCUUCGAAUAUGCCUGCGCCACUUCGAGGAAUCGCCAUUGGGAAUGGAUGGAUUGACUCGCGAGCCCAGUAUCCCGCAUACGUAGAAUUUGGUCUCAAAGCGGGCUUGUUCAAGGAGAAUUCCAACGAACACAAACAUGCCAAGAAGAAACUGGCAGAGUGCGAGGCCUCUUUGGACAAACUUCCUUCCAGCUUUGAGCCAGUGGGCGAUGCAGUCUGCGAGCAUGUCAUGGGUGCCGUCCUAGAGCCAUUCAACAAAGAGGUCAACGGACGACAAACGUGUAUGAACGUCUACGACAUUCGACUGACGGACGAUUACCCUGCGUGUGGGAUGAACUGGCCACCGGACCUGAAGCAAAUUACUCCAUGGCUGAGGAAGAAACCAGUCGUCAUUUCGUUGCAUGCCGAGGCCAAAGACGCUGCGUGGACGGAGUGCUCUGGUCGCGUAGGUUCGAUCAUGUCCAACAAGAAAUCGCCUUCGUCUGUGACAUUACUACCGGGACUCUUGGAAAAGAUUUCUGUCAUGUUGUUCGCAGGCGACCAGGACGUGAUCUGUAACUAUGUCGGCCAGGAGAAGCUGCUCGAGAGGCUCCGAUGGGGUGGUGCUGUAGGCAUGGGGAACGCCGAGAGCCUUCCGUGGACGGUGAAUGGAACUGCAGCCGGGACCUGGCAGACGGCACGGAAUAUGACCUACGUCAAGAUAUUCAAGGGAUCGCACAUGGUUGGAUGGGACCUGCCGCACGUCGUGCACGACAUGAUUUUAAGGUUUAUGAACGUCGACUUUGGAAGGAUAACGACGGGGACAGCUGGGCGGAUCCCGAGCAGUCUGGGUGACACACCAAAGGAAACGCCGUUGCCUGGGGGUGGGACGUUGAGCGAUUUGGAGCUAAAGGCGAAAUGGCAGGGUGCGCCAAGAUUGUUUCAUUUGCUCGUAAAGGCUAUUUUGACUGAAAUUGUUUUGGGGCCCACUUUGACAGCGUAUUAUAAUGCCGGAACUGUCGCACUAAUCGUGGUGCUGAUAGCGGUGAGCAUUGGUACGGUGCUCUACUGUCGGUCUCGACGGAAUGUGGGGCCCUCAAGAAUCGUGCUAAGGGACGAUAACGCAAAUGGGACGACCGAGGAGAGUAUCCCACUCACUCUGUCAAGCGACGAGUCGCGACGACGCAAGGGCAAGGGGCGGGCGAUUCCAGAGCCGAUCGAAGAAGAGGAGGAGAUAUUUGAAAUCGGGAGUGAUGGCGAGGAAAAGUAUCCAUCGUGA